UGUCUUUGGAUAGAAACGUUUGCAAUGUUAAGAAAGAGAUUGUCAGGAGAUUUUAUUAGAAUCAAGGAAAUCAUCAAGUAACACGUUGAAAACCGUUAAGGUUUUUUUCCAGAGCAUCCAGCGUUGAGCGUGACCCACGACGUCGUGGAUUAACCUCAGACACAGUUGAUCGACCGCCACCAACAGAACCAGAAGCUAGGCAGAUAUACGACGGGAGAGUUACAAAUAUUAUGCAGUUUGGCUGCUUUGUUCAGCUCUUUGGAAUCAAGGGCAGACACGAGGGGCUGGUUCAUAUUUCACAGCUUCGUCGAGAAGGAAGAGUUGCUAACGUGGCUGAUGUUGUUGCAAAAGGGCAAAACGUCAAAGUGAAAGUUUUGUCCAUAACUGGAAAGAAGAUUAGUUUGUCUAUGAAGGAUGUUGAUCAAGCAACUGGUGAAGAUUUGAACCCCGACGGUGGCUUGAGAUCAGCUGCCAAUCGACAAGAAGACCUUUCCCUUAGAAACCCUGACAGGCCUUCGUCUUCCUCUUUGGUGCCUGUUGUGGAUGACAGAGAUUUCGAUGUGAAGAAGAAAUUUAAUCGCAUCUCCUCUCCAGAGAGAUGGGAAAUUAAACAGCUUAUUGCAGCUGGUGUCCUUGAUGUAUCAGAAUACCCUGAUUUUGAUGAAGAAAGUGGCAUUUUGCCCAAGGAAGAAGAUUCUGACGAAGACAUCGAAAUAGAGUUGAGAGAAGAAGAGCCACCUUUCUUGCAAGGCCAAACGAAGCUCAGUAUUGAUGUCAGUCCGAUCAAAAUUGUUAAGGUAACAAGCCUCAAUUUUUUGCUACACACUUUUGUGCAUUGUAGAGAGACAUUGUUGUUGAAAGGUAUCACUCUUAAUGUUGAUUCACAUGAUGGCUGA
Rhopilema esculentum is the source of this 896-nucleotide messenger RNA. Lineage: Eukaryota; Metazoa; Cnidaria; Scyphozoa; Rhizostomeae; Rhizostomatidae. The record is from RefSeq and is a predicted model, not a curated record.